Molecule: messenger RNA, 813 nt
Organism: Solanum dulcamara
Lineage: Eukaryota; Viridiplantae; Streptophyta; Magnoliopsida; Solanales; Solanaceae
Exons: 3
Coding region: 1-813 (270 amino acids)
Source: RefSeq, a predicted model, not a curated record
AUGUGGGGCAUGACAAUUGAUUGCAUUAGAAAAGCGGCUACCGAGGUUUUAGGGGCAUCGAGAGGAAUCUUUGAUGCUCGUCAAGGAGAUUGGUGGUGGAAUGGAGAAGUACAAGGAAAAGUGAAAGCCAAGAAAGUUGCAUAUACGGAGUGGUUGGAGUACGUGGACGAGGAGGAGAAGAGUAGGCUUAAAGAUAUCUAUAAGAAAGCGAAGACGGAAGCGAAGUCGGCAAUCACCAGUGCUAAGACGACAAUUUUUGAACGCCUAUAUGUCGAGUUAGGGGGAAAAUGUGGGGAUAAGAGAUUGUGUUUUAGAGUUGGCGAGCUUAGAUGUGGUAUUAGCAGCAUGAGGAGGGGGAGAGCGAUCGGGCUCGAUGAGAUUCCGGUGGACUUUUGGCAGAGCACUGACAAGGCAGAGAGUGGUGGAGAUGAGGGUGGGAGAGAAAUGUCAAUCUCAAAGAAUCAGUUCGGAUUCAUGUCGGGGUGGUCGACUAUUGAAGCAAUACAUCUUAUGCGGGGACUGGUGGAGAAAUUUAGAGAAAGAAAAAGUGAUCUCCAUAUGGUGUUCAAUUACCUUGAAAAGGCUUAUGAAAAAGUUCCGAGGUAUAUUCUUUUGAGGUGUCUGGAUGCUAAAGGUGUCUGGAUGAUUUAUAUUAGGGCGAUAAAGGAUAUGUAUGCCAGAGCCAAGUCUCGGGUUAGGACGGUUGGAGGUGACUUAGAGCAUUUUCCUGUUGAGAUGGAACUACAUCAGGGAUCUGUGUUGAGUCAUUUUCUUUUUGCCUUAAUGAUGGAUGAGCUGACACGGUCUAUUUAG